AAAAAGGCAAAUAAAGUAGUACUCCAGUGAUUGCAUUUCAGUGAAGUUGUAGUCACCGUAUUAUACACUUAGUGUUGACCUCUUGCUCAUCCUGCACACAGCAAAUUGGAUUCAUUGCCACACUUUGAUGGCGGUUUCAAGUGAAACUCAGCUUGAUGGCAAACCAUCUGGCCCUCCCAACUUGAGAAGCCUCACUUGGAGGGACCUUAUUAAUUCUAGUUGGAAGGAUACAAAUUAUAAACGAGUUGCCAUGGCUAGCCUUGUUCGUGCAGUUUACAUGCUUGAACUUGAUAGACAGGAGAACAGAACACAAGAAAAUGCUCUUGCUCCAAGUUGGUGGAUUCCCUUCAAGUACAAGCUCACACAAAUAUUGAUUGAUGAAAGAGAUGAAUCCAUUUUUGGUGCAAUAUUUGAAUGGGAUCGAUCUGCAGCAUUGGCUGACUUUCUACCAAUUAGACCAAAGGGUGCCCCUAAAGCUGUUUUGGCACUCAGAGGAACAUUACUCAGGAGCGCUACAAGGCAAAGAGAUAUUGAAGAUGACAUCCGUUUUGCUGCUUGGGAAAGCUUGAAGGGAUCUUUCAGGUUCAAAGUAACUUUGGAGGCAUUACAAUCAGUUUCUGGUGCAUAUGGAAGCAGAAAUGUAUGCAUUGCAGGGCAUUCCUUGGGGGCUGGAUUUGGUCUUCAAGUGGGAAAGGAACUAGCAAAGGAAGGAAUUAAUGUGGAGGCACAUCUAUUUAAUCCACCUUCUGUUUCAUUAGCCAUGAAUAUUGAAUAUAUUGAAGAAAAGGCUGGAUAUGUCUGGAAUGGACUUAAAUCUAUGAUUACUUCAGGUAGUGAAGCUCAAGUCAGCAAUGAUGGAGACAAGACUCAUGGUAUAAGAUUGAAGCAAGUGAUACAAGGAAUACUGGAUGCUGGUUUUGGUGUGGGAAAUAGGGUUCCUCAUUUGUAUAUUAAUAGCAGUGACUAUAUCAGUUGCUUUUAUUUUUAUGCUGAUGGAACAAGAGAGAUCACUGAGGAGGAAAAUAUGGGUCCUGCAUAUGGGAAAAACUCAGCAAAGUUGUUUGUUGUCUCUAAGGAAAACCAGGAAUUUCUUGAGGCACAUAGCCUGAAACAAUGGUGGUCAAGUGAUGCGGAACUUGAUCAGGAUACUCAUAAUAGCAAACUCAUAAGCAAGCAACUUAGGUCUUUGAACAUUGCUACACCUUCACUAGUAUUUUUUUUACUUUAUCCACACAUUGUUUCAUUUGCCAUGAGUCACAGUAACAUUAGAGAAACGACUGGUUUUGUCUGGAAUAUACUAAAAUCUAUGCCUCUUUCAAUUGGAAAAGCUCAAGUCAGCAAUGAUGGAGACAAUACUUCAAGUGUUGGUUUGAAGGGUUGGAUACCUCAGUUAUCUGGCUUGAAGGAUGCUGGCUUUUGGGUGAGGAAAUGUGUUUCUUAUCUGUAUGAUUACAAGAAUGAUGGCAUGGGAAAAAGGAUGGUUGACAAAGAGAAUAAGGUUCCUAUAAAUGAGCAAAACUUGUUUGUUGUGUCUAAGGAAAAACAGAAAUUCUUUGCAGCUCGUGGCCUGGAACAAUGGUGGCCAAGUGAAGCAGAACUUGUGCAAGUAAUCCAUAAUAGGAAACACAUUAGCUGGCAGCUUAGAUAUUUAUACACCAGUACACAUUGGGAAGCAACACAUUUAUUAAGUCCACCUUUUGUGUCACUUGCCAUGAGUCUCAGUAAUAUUGGAGAAAGGGAAGAGUUUGUCUGGAAAUGGAAUAGUCUUAAAUCUAUGCUUCCUUCAAGUAGUGAAACUCAAGGGACCGUAAGCAAUGAUAGACACAAGACUUCAGAUGCAGGAUUAAAGAGUUGGAUACCUCAAUUAUCUGGCUUGAAGGAUGCUAGUUUUGUUUUGAGAAAAUGGGUUCCUCAUAUGUAUAGUAACAAUACCGACUAUAUCAGCAGUCAACUUCAAUCUUUGUACUCUUCAACACCUUCUCAAGUAUCACGCCUAUUUAGUAAUCUACCAUCUGUUUUACCAGACAUGAGUCUCAGAAAUACUAGAGAGAAGGCAGAGUUUGUCUGUGAAAGUCAAGUCAGCAAUGAUAAGACUUCAGGUACUGGUCUGAAGAGUUGGAUACCUCAAUUAUCUAGCUUGAAGGAUGCCGGUUUUGGAGCGAGCAAAUGGAUUUCUCAAGUGUAUGCUCACGAGAGUAACGGCACAACAGAGAAUAUAGGUCCUUCUCUGGAAAAGAAUGAAGCCUAAGGGGUGGAAACAUUGUUGCUAGGGAAUAGCAUUUGGGCCUUUUGAAUCUACUAGAUAUAUGAAAGCAUGAUGUUAUCCAAUAUUAUCUCAAGAGUUUGUAAAAAUAAAGUUUUGCCGGGUAACAAUAUUUUCUUUGACUAAACAGUGCUGAAAUUCCAGGUUAACUUGAUACUAAUUCAUUUAAAUGCAUGGCAGGUUGAUCAAACUAAUUCUUAAGACAAAAAAGUGUAUU
Glycine soja is the source of this 2480-nucleotide messenger RNA. RefSeq lists its product as uncharacterized. The coding region runs from base 128 to 2248 and encodes 706 amino acids. The transcript has 2 exons. The record is from RefSeq and is a predicted model, not a curated record. NCBI's taxonomy places the organism in Eukaryota, Viridiplantae, Streptophyta, Magnoliopsida, Fabales, Fabaceae.